Messenger RNA from Oncorhynchus tshawytscha (Chinook salmon), 1865 nucleotides. Its product is annotated as F-box only protein 9. Gene Ontology annotation, molecular function: protein binding. Bases 218 to 1498 code for a protein of 426 amino acids. Gene Ontology annotation, cellular component: SCF ubiquitin ligase complex. The record is from RefSeq and is a predicted model, not a curated record. The transcript is spliced from 13 exons. Lineage: Eukaryota; Metazoa; Chordata; Actinopteri; Salmoniformes; Salmonidae. Gene Ontology annotation, biological process: SCF-dependent proteasomal ubiquitin-dependent protein catabolic process.
CAGUUGUUAUCUAGCUAGCUAGGCUAACGUAGCUAGCCAGCAAGUAUGGUCACUAACGCCUACUGCUUUGCUGGUGGUUGCAUGACCUGUCUCGUAAACACGAAGGAUACGAACUAACUCGCUAGUCAGCUACCGAUACUUAAUGUAUUGAUAAAUUAAAAUGACCAGGUGUCAACAGAUGAAUAUACAUACUAGCUAACUGUUUGACAAAUAAAACAUGGCAAUGGCUGAAAGCAUUAUCAAUUCUCAUGGCAUUGUAGAAGAUCAUGAGGGAGAUAAUGAAGAUUCUGACUCAAACCUCCAAGUGGAGCUCAAUGUGUUCAGGGCCCAAUGGAUGUCUGAACUGAAGCCCAACUCUGGGUCCAAUGGGGGGAACAGAGGACUGUCGUCAAGAGCUGCAGACCUGAGAAGAAAACAGGAACUGGCCCGGGAGGAAAAAGCCAGAGAGUUGUUCCUAAAAGCUGUUGAGGAAGAAGAAAAUGGAGCUGUUUAUGAAGCAAUUAAGUACUAUCGCAGGGCAAUGCAGAUUGUGCCUGACAUUGAGUUUAAAAUCAACUACAGUCGUUCUCCUGAUCCAGAUGGUGGCAAUGAGAAGGACAUGGAUGGUGAAAUAGAGGAUCUACUGGCCUACUUCCAUCAGCAGCUCACUCUGCAAGACAACUCUCUGAAGAUAUGUGUUCCUGAGGUGGAGAUGACUCAGAUGCACAUCUCAGCCCUGCCUCCAGAGGUCUUGAUAUACAUAUUCCGCUGGGUUGUGUCUAGUGAUCUGGACCUGCGUGCCCUGGAGCAGCUCUCCCUAGUCUGUAGAGGCUUCUACAUUUGUGCUAGGGACCCAGAAAUUUGGCGUUCGGCCUGUCUAAGAGUGUGGGGUCGGAGCUGUACCAAACUGGUACCCUUCAACUCCUGGAGGGAGAUGUUUCUUGAGAGGCCACGUGUGCGCUUUGAUGGUGUUUACAUCAGCAAAACGGCAUACAUCCGUCAGGGAGAGGAGUCCCUUGAUGGAUUCUACAGGGCUUGGCACCAGGUGGAGUAUUACAGAUAUCUGCGUUUCUUCCCUGAUGGCCAAGUCAUGAUGCUGACCACGCCUGAGGACCCACUGGUCACCGUUCCUCGUCUGCGUAGCAGGAACACCAGAGUGGAGUCCAUUAUGUGUGGUCAUUACCGUCUGUCGCAGGACACAGACAAUCAAACCAAAGUCUUUGUUGUUGUCUCCAAGAGAAAAGAAGAGAAGGUGGCAGAGUACCAGAGAAACUCUCGGUUUUGCCGGCGGAACCCAGCGGCGCCCGAGACAGAGCACAGCUUUCACGUGGGACUGCAGCUGUCGUCUGGCGGGCGCCAGAGCUUCAACAAGCUGAAUUGGAUUCACCAUUCCUGCCACAUCAACUACAGAUCCACCGGAGAAACGGUUGUCACUGCCUUCGACUUGGACCAGAUGUAUGCAUCUUUCUUCUUUGCACGUGUGAAAAGCUACACAGCAUUUUCUGAACGCCCACUGUAGGGAAGCCUAGAGAGAAGAGAUAAACGUCACCACCCAACAGUUUACACAACACUUAAACUAAAUGCCUGUUGGCUUUGGGCUGAACUAUGAUUUUUAAUGAAUGUAUACCAAUCAACCUGCAUCUGAUUCUAAACUUAUUGUGUUUGCCACAUAGCCAUUGUGUCUAUGGCUGUCACAGAAAACAAAAAUUAUUCUACUGAUCCUUCUUUUGAAGACUGGAUAGUUGUCCAGUAUGAUGACAUAAAAUGUCAAUAAUAGAUUUUUCACCCAUUUCCAACAAUGAAUAUUAUGACAUUGUUUUUGUUAAUUCUCUAGUAAUAUAUUUUCUCCCAUAUGGUAAAUCAACUGGAAUAAACAAAAGUGGGAA